Molecule: messenger RNA, 1475 nt
Organism: Olea europaea var. sylvestris
Lineage: Eukaryota; Viridiplantae; Streptophyta; Magnoliopsida; Lamiales; Oleaceae
Product: transmembrane protein 120 homolog
Exons: 10
Coding region: 114-1154 (346 amino acids)
Cellular component (GO): membrane
Source: RefSeq, a predicted model, not a curated record
UUCUCUUCUUCCAAUUUGACUCCACCCCUUAUGCAAAAAUAGUCAUUAAUUUCUUGUUGUAGCGUCUAAAUCUAAUCAAAGUUCCUAUCAAUUUCGCGUCCACUGUUGCAUCCAUGGGAGAUUGGCCGGAUGAUCGAGUCGCCGGAGACGAUAUUGCGAGACUGGUGGAGCAAGCCAGGGAAUUGCAGGACUCGGCGGCGGCGUUAAUCUCACGCACUGCCCGCGACGAAGAUGAGCUCCGUCAGCGCGUAGCCUCGCUCGACUCCCACAUCCAGUCCCUCCGGAACUCCAAACACGACGAUAAAUUGGAUGUGGAGCUGAUUAAAGCGACAUACAUUUUGAGUGAAGGAGAUGCAGCGGCAUUUCUUCCGAGCAAAUCUCAUGGAAGCUUUUUGAGGAUGUUUUUGGGGCCGAUUAAUGUUCGGGCAACUAGAAAAGAUGUGCAGUUGAAAGUGAAGGAGGAAUAUAAUAAAUUCAGAGAUAGAACGUCCUUUUUGUUCCUUUUUUUCCCAUUGCUGUUGCUGAUGUUAAGGUCAUGGAUUUGGGAUGGAUGUCUGCCUGCAUUGCCAGUACAACUUUAUCAGGCAUGGUUGCUGUAUCUCUACACAGGUUUGGCAUUGAGGGAGAACAUCCUGAGAGUUAAUGGAAGUGAUAUACGUCCAUGGUGGAUCAAACACCAUUAUUGUGCUCUGGCUAUGGCCCUUAUAAGUCUUACGUGGGAGAUAGAGAGGGGAUCUGAUUGUGCCCAGAAACAGAGAGGUGUACAACUGUUUCUGAAAUGGGCAAUUAUGCAAGGAGUUGCAAUGAUUCUCCAGAAUAGAUACCAACGGCAAAGACUAUAUACACGUAUUGCUCUAGGCAAGGCUAGGAGAAUGGAUGUUGUCUGGGGAGAAACUGCUGGAGUGGAGGGUCAGUUACUGUUGUUGUGCCCUAUCCUCUUCAUCUUGCAGGGUUUUGAAGCAUAUGUUGGAGUCUUAUUGCUUAAAACUACACUUGCUGGAUUCUUCUCUGAGUGGCAGGUGAUCACCUGUGGGAUUCUUCUGAUUAUCAUGGCUGUUGGAAAUUUUGCUAACACGGUGCAGACUCUAGCGAUGAAGUCUCGUGUUAAAGCAAAAAUUAAGAGAGGUCGAAGCAGGCAAGAAUUAAAUCAGUGAUCUUAAUUGCAAAAGUUCAUAAUGGGGUGCGGACUAUUAUUUAUUGAGGUUUGAUAACAAGAUGAGGAUGUAACAACUUUAAGCAGAAUUUAUUACAUUGGCGUUUUAACCUUUUAUGCAUAUUUAAUUGAUGGUUUUUCCAACGGUGACCUUACAACGUAGGAAUCAGAAUUUUAUUAGUUUGUAACAGUUGUAGCAAAAACUAAUCACCCUGUUUUUGAGUGAGUACUUUAAAUCCCGUUCAUCUAGUCACGUCCAGUACUCUAUCCAGUCAUGUGAAUUAUUUUGAUUUCAAUCGAAAAGAAGUUUUGUUCCUUUGAA